Messenger RNA from Prorocentrum cordatum, 408 nucleotides. NCBI's taxonomy places the organism in Eukaryota, Dinophyceae, Prorocentrales, Prorocentraceae. The record is from the annotation of a GenBank genome assembly.
AUGUGGAAUGCUCUGGCGGCGCGGUGGUCGGACCAGACGUGCUGCGUCCUCCUCUUCGCCCUCUUCGAGCACCGCUCCGCGGUCGGCGACGUGGGCUCUGGUGGGCGCCUGGGCAGCUGGUGCCACGAGUGCUUCGACCCUCGAGGCUUCGCUCCUCUCACUGGUGAGAAUUGCACGCCGAUCGUUGAAAGUGGGUCUUCUCGGACUCCCAGAUCCCAGUCUACUUCAAGCGCCUUCCUACUUCAAGACUCGGCACGCUCUUGCUGUGUUUUGUUAUUCUCUGGGAGGGCCUGGACCCAAUCUUCUUUACCCGCCUUUCUGCUUCAUGUCUUUACCUACUUCUUCCGACCGACGUGUAUGAGUGAGGUAGUCGUAGGUUCUGCUUACAGGGCACGGGCGGCAUGCUGA